GUUGAAGGGAAGUGUUAACUCGUCGGCAUCAUUACUUAUCAUUAUCCACCAAGGUUACCGCGAUGACUUCCAAUUCUUCUCACUACCAACCGGCUUAACCCUCAUCAAUGUCCAUGGCGACAAUUUGAUAUAUGGAAUAUUGUCCUUUUAUACCCUUUAUACCCUUUAUACGUUUAUAUAUUUUUACAUAUCCCCAUCAAAAUAAGCCUAAAACGAACGGCCUUUUUCUUUGUGCGCAAACUCGAAAAUGCCCUCAUCGAACAGCAACCUUGAGAGGUAUUUGUCUCUUGCUUUUGGUUAAAUACGCGGGGCCACGCUUGCUAGUGAGCACAAACACCAUUCGAGCACGUAACCUUUGUGGUUAUUUGUCCAUCCGUCCUUCCCCUCCCUCCCCGCCAUAUUUCAACGUCGCUCCCUUCCUCACCCCUUCACCCCUCCUUCCUUCCUCUUUUUCCUUCUUCCUUCUUCCUUCUUUAUUCUUCAUCUUCCAUCACCAUCUGUCUUCUGCAUCACAAACCACUCAAAGCAUACUUUUUAUUGGCUUUUUGAUUAGUAUUCGCUCUCUUUCUGUACGACACGGCAUUGGUAUUUUGAAUAUGACUUCUCCAAGUCCGGAUGCGCUGCUGCAGCUCCCCGUCGAGAUUAUCCUUGGCAUAGUCAGGCAGCUGGACUGGCAGCCGGGCGAUAUUGGGAGUUUGCUAGGGAGUUCCAAGACAACCAGAUUCAUCCUAAAGAGCCACGAAGAGCAUCUCUCCCAGCAAUUCACAUCCCACCUCUACACGCCCUCCUCAUUAGACCCCAUCCUCGCCUCCACUAUCCCCCCCCAACCCAUCCUCACCCCCCCUCCACCGCCGCAUCGCAACCCAAGCGCACACGCCCGCAAAAAUUCACCCCCCCGCUCCGCUUCCCCUACACCUACCCCUGGACCGCCGAAAUCCACAAACGGAACGCAAUCUUCUGCAUCCUCUCCACCUGUCCCCUCCUCUCUAUCACGCCCCCGCGCCUCCUCUCCCUCUUCGAGACAUCCACCCGUCUCUGCGCCAACUGCCACCACGGGGGGAUCACGGCGUUUAAAAGCCAUGGUCUGAAUACCCUCCUCAAGCUCUCGGAUGCAAGGGUUACUGCACAUACUCCUAUUUCCAGCGACGAGAAAAGCGUAAAUGGCGACGAUCUCGGCCGUCGUGGUCAAGAGGCUUGGUUAGCCCAACAAGAUGCGCUUGCGCUUGCGAGCGUGUUGGCACUUGUCUGGGUUGCAAGCACGGUGUUUGAGUACGGCGAACGCUCAACCUGGGGCGCAGGCGCGUGCGAGCACAACGGUCACGCCGCCUCCGCGACCUCAGGCGCGGCAGAGAGCAGUGAUGGCAGUCUCGUGGAGCGACAAUGCAUAUACCGCGAGAUGGCUUUAGCUC
This is a messenger RNA of Pseudogymnoascus destructans, 1409 nucleotides long. RefSeq lists its product as uncharacterized. Lineage: Eukaryota; Fungi; Ascomycota; Leotiomycetes; Thelebolales; Thelebolaceae. The record is from RefSeq and is a predicted model, not a curated record. Bases 132 to 1088 code for a protein of 318 amino acids. The transcript has 2 exons.